Molecule: messenger RNA, 2813 nt
Organism: Vigna radiata var. radiata (mung bean)
Lineage: Eukaryota; Viridiplantae; Streptophyta; Magnoliopsida; Fabales; Fabaceae
Product: probable protein phosphatase 2C 71
Exons: 9
Coding region: 327-2453 (708 amino acids)
Biological process (GO): protein dephosphorylation
Cellular component (GO): nucleus; cytosol
Molecular function (GO): cation binding; protein serine/threonine phosphatase activity
Source: RefSeq, a predicted model, not a curated record
UCUUCUUCAACCUGUGCAUGACGUGAUGAAGGAGUCUUAAGUAACGGUAUUGCAUCUUCUCCGGAACCCUUGUUAACAUCAUCUUUAAUUGUCGUCUCCUCAAACUCUCAUGCAGCAGCUUUCUCGGAGCCAUGGAUUAACAUGUGAAGUUAUGACAAAAAAAAAACAAUGUUAUAUUUGGCAUUGACUAGGUUAAAACUUGGAACUUGGUGAUUGCAAAAUGACCCAACUUAUGUUAUGAUCACUUGGAAGCAUUGGCAAGAAAGAAGACACAUAUUGGUUAAAAAAAUAAUAUCUGGGUAGCAAGAGUAUAUUGCAGUAGUAAUAUGAGCUUUCUCAAUUCAAUUUUAUCUGCUCCAACCCAGGUUCAAAAUUCCCAGGAUGCAAUUGUGAGCGGUGGGGGUCUAAGUCAUAAUGGAAAAUUCAGCUAUGGGUAUGCUAGCUCUCCCGGCAAGAGAUCUUCAAUGGAAGAUUUUUACGACACUAGAAUUGAUGGUGUUAAUGGUGAAGUCGUUGGCCUUUUCGGAGUUUUUGAUGGUCAUGGUGGUGCUCGUGCUGCUGAGUACGUCAAGAAAAACUUGUUUAGUAAUUUGAUCAGUCACCCGAAAUUCAUUUCUGACACCAAAUCAGCCAUAUCUGAUGCAUAUAAUCAUACCGAUUCUGAGUUUCUGAAGUCAGAAAAGAACCAAAAUAAAGAUGCUGGUUCAACUGCUUCCACUGCGAUUUUAGUUGGUGAUCGCUUGCUUGUUGCAAAUGUUGGGGAUUCCAGAGCUGUCAUAUGCAGGGGUGGUAAUGCUAUUGCUGUUUCUCGAGACCACAAACCAGACCAAACUGAUGAGAGGCAGAGGAUUGAAGAGGCAGGAGGAUUUGUUAUGUGGGCUGGAACUUGGAGAGUUGGAGGUGUUCUUGCUGUUUCUCGAGCGUUUGGUGAUAGACUCUUAAAGCAAUAUGUUGUUGCUGAUCCAGAAAUUCAGGAAGAAAAAGUUGACAAGUCCCUUGAGUUUCUUAUCCUAGCUAGUGAUGGACUAUGGGAUGUUGUCUCAAAUGAGGAAGCAGUUACUAUGAUUAAACCAAUUGAGGAUGCUGAAGAAGCAGCAAAGAGGUUGAUGCAAGAAGCAUAUGGGAGAGGUAGUGCAGACAAUAUCACAUGUGUUGUGGUUCGUUUCUUGACUAACCAUGGCACUUCUUCUCAUGGUUGUUCUGGAGGUAAUCAUGGCACUUCUUCUCAUGCUAAUUCUGGAGGUAAUCAAGGAACUUCUCAUGGUAGUUCUGGAGGUAAACAUGGCACUUCUCUUGGUAGUUCUGGAGAUAAUCAUGGCACUUCUCAUGGUAGUUCUGAAGGUAACUAUGGCACUUCCCAUGGUAGUGCUGGAGGUAACCAUGGCACUUCUCAUGGUAGUUCUGAAGGUAACCAUGGCAUUUCUCAUGGUAGUUCCGUAGGUAACCAAGGCACUUCCCAUGGUAAUUCUGGAGGUAACCAAGGCAUUUCUCAUGGUAGUUCUAGAAGUAACCUGGGCAUUUCUCAUGGUAGUUCUGGAGGUAACCAGGAUAUUCCUCGUGGUGAUUCUGGAGGUAACCGUGGCACUUCUUCUCAUCGUAGUUCUGGAGGUAACCAAGGCAUUUCUCAUGGUGAUUCUAGAGGUAACCAUGGCAUUUCUCAUGAUAGUUCCGUAGGUAACCAGGGCACUUCCCAUGGUAAUUCUGGAGGUAAUCAAGGCAUUUCUCAUGGUAGUUCUGGAAGUAACCAAGGCAUUUCUCAUGGUAGUUCUGGAGGUAACCAGGAUAUUCCUCAUGGUGAUUCUGGAGGUAACCGUGGCACUUCUUCUCAUCGUAGUUCUGGAGGUAACCAAGGCAUUUCUCAUGGUGAUUCUGGAGGUAACCAUGGCACUUCUUCUCAUGGUAGUUCUGGAGGUAACCAAGGCAUUUCUCAUGGUGGUUCUGGAGGUAACCACGGUACUUCUUCUCAUGGUAGUUCUGGAGGUAACUAUGGCACUUCACAUGGUAGUUCUGGUGGUAACCAUGGCAUAUCUCAUGGUGGUUCUGGAGGUAACCGUGACACUUCUUCUAUUGGUAAUUCUGGAGGUAACCGUGACACUUCUUCUAUUGGUAAUUCUGGAGGUAACCACGGCACUUCCCAAGGUAGUUCUGGAGGUAACCAUGGCAUUUUUCAUGGUGGUUCUGUAGCUAACCAGGGCACUUCUUCUCAUGGUAAUUCUGGAGGUAACCAUGACACUUCUCAUGGCAGUUCUGGAGGUAACCAUGGCACUUCUCAUGGCAGUUCUGGAGGUAACCAUGGCACUUCCCAUGGUAGUUCUGGAGGUAACUAUGGCAUUUCUCAUGGUGGCUCUGGAGGUAAUCAUGGUACUUCUUCUCGUGGAGGUAACCAAGGCCCUUCUUCUCAUGGUAGUUCUGGAGGUGUUAAUAAAAACCCUCCGAAAGUUUAUUAUAACUGAGUAAUGGAUCCAAAAAUCAGAAGACUUGGUCAAAAUUGGCUUAUAAUUGGUUGUGGCUAGUAAUAUAGCAGCUAUGGUGUUUCAACAAAAAUUAGAAAUAAAUUCCAACUCAUUAUGGCCCUGUUUCAUAACCAAAUUAUUAUCUCACUUCCAUGAUUUAGCCUAUAUUUUGUAUCUAGGAAAUGUGUGUAAUGUGUGGUCAGAGUUGUCAUGCACCUUCUGCAUGUAAACACGAUUCUUUUAGUCUGUCUAAAUUUCGUUCAUGGUUAGUUAUUUAUGUUAUAUGCAGCAGUCCUUUUCUACAUUCAUUGUAGCUUGUAUAAUAUACAUAAAAGAAUAUUGAUUUCCCUCUGCUUGCUA